CGACACGCUCGUUCGCCUCGGCUCGGAAAUCGCGUGAUUAGGGGGAAUUGGAAAGCUUGAAUCAGUCAGGGGUUUCUCGAGGCAGUGCAGAGGCCCACCACAAAGACCAGACAUCCGUCUUGUCCACACCACACUCGACAUCCUCAGCCACAUCUCCCCAGUUCGAACGCCAUGAAACUCUCGAUAGUCCAGGCCGCCAUCGGCUCGGCCUCGGUACUUCUCUCCGCCCAGCCAGUUUCCGCCAACCUCGGCCACAGGCACGCACAUGUUGAAUAUGCCAGGCGACAUGGCCACGGGCACGGCCACAACCAGCUCCAGGCCGGCGAGGUCGUUGGCGCCCCCAAGGUCGCCGCGAGGAAGGCCCCAUGCUCUCUGCCGGAUGAUGCCGAUCUGGUACGCGUCCCAGGAAAAGUCAACAACGGGUUCGCCAUGAGUCCGGAUGAGCCAUGCGAGGAUGGGAAGUGGUGCCCCAUCGCCUGUGUGUCGGGCAAAGUGAUGGCGCAAUGGAAACCGAACACGACACAGGUCUACCCCGAGUCGAUGUAUGGCGGGCUGUAUUGCAACGGUGGGGAGGUUGAGAAGCCGUUCGAUGGCCCUUACUGCGUGGACGGCACAGGUGCGGUCAAGGCCGUGAACAAGGCGGGCAAGAUCGUGUCCUUCUGCCAGACGGUCCUGCCGGGCAACGAGGCCAUGAUCAUCCCGACCGACGUCACAGACUCAGCAACCCUGGCUGUUCCGGGGCCGGACUACUGGCAGGGGACUUCAGCACACUACUACGUCAACGCGCCCGGGAUAUCUGCCGCGAUAGGUUGCAUCUGGGGGUCGCUGAGCAAGGCGCUUGGCAACUGGACCCCUUACGUCGCCGGAGCCAACACCAUGGCCAACGGAGACACGUUCGUCAAGAUUGCCUGGAACCCCGAGUAUCUGAAGGUGCCGCUGGCCAAGAUCACUCCAUCCUACGGCCUCAAGAUCGAGUGCCCCGACGGCGGCUGCAACGGCCUGCCCUGCUCCAUCGACCCCUCCAAGGGCGGCGUCGGCAGCCUCGAAAGCUCCAACAAAGCCACCAGCGUCGGAGGCGACUCCUUCUGCGUCGUGACCGUAGCCAAGGGCAAGACGGCUAACAUCGUCGUCUUCAACACCGACGGCUCGCAGAGCGGCGGCGGCGACGACGACGACGACAGCGAGAGCGACAGCGAAAGCGACAGCGAAAGUGACGACGAGCCCGAGCCCACCUCGGAACCGCCCAAGCCGCCCAAGACCACGAUCCGCGCCAAGCCGACCAGCACCCGGGCACGCACCACGGCCGCCUCCCCGUCCCCCUCGUCCAAAGCCACGCCCUCCCCAUCUGAAUCCACCUCGUCCGAGGCCUGGUACGGCGGUAUCUUCCAGGAGCAGGACGUGCAGGGCGACACGUCCUUCUACACGACGCCCAGCCCCACCGCCGCCCAGCCCGUGCGCACCCCGACCCCCGACGCCGUGAAGCAGGCCGCGCCCACCUCCACCAACGAGGGCGCCGCUGCCGCCGAGGGCGGGUCCGCCAUCGCCGGACUGGUGGUCGCGCUCGUGGCUGCUGCCGCGCUGUUCUAAGCCCCCCCCUUGCUGGUGGUGGCGAUUCUUCUUUUCAACAAACCCACCCGAGUCCGAUCCCGUCUGCUUUGGAUGUUUCCAUCCAUCACCGAUGGCGGAAUCGGGCCACUUAAUUGCUAUUUUUAUAGAGACGCCUUAUAUCCCGCGGUUUGCGCCUGCGUUAUUGUUUAUUAUUUUUUUCGGCAGAACUCCGAAAUCCUUCGCCGAUGACGGUCCCCGCGGU
Molecule: messenger RNA, 1810 nt
Organism: Chaetomium fimeti
Lineage: Eukaryota; Fungi; Ascomycota; Sordariomycetes; Sordariales; Chaetomiaceae
Exons: 3
Coding region: 172-1587 (471 amino acids)
Source: RefSeq, a predicted model, not a curated record